CGUAGUCGAUCGUAAAUAUCGCGGGAAAUACAAAAUGCUUUUGAUUCGUCAAGAAUACGUGGUACAUAAAAUUACCGCCGUACGGCGCUUCCGUCAUCUUUAAGAAAUAUUUCGACGUGAGCCUUCAAUUGUUUUCGUUAAAAUUCGCUUAAACGUCGCGAGCACGUCGAUCGGCGUGUGCGAUGACGGUUUUUGGUUGUCUUCGAGGUACAACCGUAGGAACGUUGCAGAUCCUUCAGUCUCAACCUAAGUGCAUUGGUAAGACCUUAGGAAUAUUCUUACGAAAUGCAUCGAGCUUCGUUCCAAAGAGAGUUCUCAUCGUUGCUAAAUUGACACGAUAUCAUUUUGAAAAAUUACGUGAGCCCAAUUUAAAUGAAGAAGAAUUUAAAAAUAAAUUGUUGGAGAGAGGCUCGGAUUAUGAUUUAUUAUUCGAUACAUAUCGUGCGACUAAAGAUAUUGAAAAUGAGGUAGCGAAGGUACUUAACAAAUUUAACAUUGAAUACAAAAAGGUCAAUAGGAGUAACAUCAGCAGAUCCGACGUUACUUGGGCUGAUUUAGUUUUACCCAUUGGCGGCGAUGGUACUUUUCUCUUAGCUGCCAAUUUAAUAUUCGAUAACAAAACACCAAUAAUAGGCAUUAAUUCUUAUCCACUCCAUUCUGAGGGUUUCUUGAUGUUGCCAUCCUAUUAUACAAAGAAUAUAUCACAAAUUUUCGAAUUAUUAAAAGCAGGACAAUACGAUACACUCAUGAGAUCUAGAAUUCGAACUACUUUGAAAGGAGAAGGAAUUUGGAAUCCACCUUUUCAUAUGCACGAAGAAAAGCAUUUUUUUGGUGUGGAAAGAUUCUUUUCCAAUGGGCAACUUAAACCGGCUAAUUCGGAUCAAUUAAAUGAAAGACAAUUACCUUGGCUAGCAUUAAAUGAAGCGUUCGUGGCCGAAGUGUUCGCAGCAAAGAUGACCACUUUGUUAAUCAAAUUUGACGACGCAGAAAAUUUCCAUAGAAUUAAAAGUUCUGGUAUUUGCAUAAGUACGGGCACAGGUUCGACUUCAUGGUAUAAGGCAAUAAAUGGUAUUAGCCCACAGCUCGUCCGUCAAAUAUUUGAUUUAUUAGAUAAUCAAACGAAUUAUACAAACGCUGAAAUAAAUGAAAUAUGUUGCAAGUUUAAUGAUAGCUUACAUUUUAAUCCAGAAGCACAAAAUCUUUCUUAUGCCAUACGAGAUAUGAACAUGACAAAGGUAUUUCCUGUACCAAAGAGCUUGCAAAGAUAUAACUUUUGUAAAAAAUUAACAGUAAAAUCUUUGUGCUUCAAUGGAGGAUUGGUGUUAGAUGGUGGUAUCGCGGUACAGUUUAAUUUAGGGACAACAGCAGAAUUUGAGAUCGAUCCGGAAGGUGCACUGCGAAAUAUUAUUCUUCCCAUCUGAUCGUAUGUGAUGAUAUAUAAGAAAAAAAAAGAUUCGACUAUCAAUCAAAAUGCACGAUCAGUGAAUUCUAGAAAAA
Molecule: messenger RNA, 1497 nt
Organism: Vespa mandarinia (Asian giant hornet)
Lineage: Eukaryota; Metazoa; Arthropoda; Insecta; Hymenoptera; Vespidae
Product: NAD kinase 2, mitochondrial
Biological process (GO): NAD+ metabolic process; NADP+ biosynthetic process
Cellular component (GO): mitochondrion
Molecular function (GO): NAD+ kinase activity
Source: RefSeq, a predicted model, not a curated record